Caenorhabditis bovis is the source of this 585-nucleotide messenger RNA. Lineage: Eukaryota; Metazoa; Nematoda; Chromadorea; Rhabditida; Rhabditidae. The record is from the annotation of a GenBank genome assembly.
AUGCUCAUCGUCGUCGUCGUCCUUCUAAUUUCGGCGAUUUCGUCGAAUUUCGCUGAAAUCGCAUCGUUCCACGAGGAAUUUGACGGUCAACUCGACAGAUGCACACCGAAACAAUUCCAAUUUGUCAUCGCAUGCAUUGAAAGGACGUUUGUGUACCUUCGCGAAUUGAAAACACUCAGCGCCUCGAAUAAAUCGGCGGUGUUGAUCUACGAGAGAACACACGAGCUGAUGAAUGAGGAUUGUCAGCAAAUCGCAAAAUGUUUCGAGCAAGUGAAAUGCGCCGAUAUGAAGCCAUUAGCGGAAAAUUUCGAAAAAGCUUGCAACAAACCGACAAAGUUGCCAUUGGUUCCAUGUCUGGCCAAGCUUCAUCCGAUUUUGAAAAACGAGACCGCUUGCGAUGGAUAUUUCCAGAAGCGUAAGAUUUCGCGAGAGGAAAAAUGCGCACACUUCGAGGAGCACCGCGAAUGCGUCGUCGAUUAUUAUAAGAAGCAAUGCGGCGAGCUUUUGGUUGACGAGGAAAUCAAUAAAGAGAGAUCCGAAAUUCUCGAUUUUGUCAAUUGCAAUAGCACGGAUUCGAUUUUUUAA